Molecule: messenger RNA, 414 nt
Organism: Phoenix dactylifera (date palm)
Lineage: Eukaryota; Viridiplantae; Streptophyta; Magnoliopsida; Arecales; Arecaceae
Source: RefSeq, a predicted model, not a curated record
GGUUCCCAACCAAUGGAGCUCUCUCCACGGUCCCCGAGGAUCAUCCAAGAAUCCACCGGCAGCUCAUCAUCGGAGCUGCAGCCCUUCAUCAACCUGGACGACCGCAGAAGCCUCCAAGUCCAAGAUGAGAUCUCUACUCUCAAGCAGCAGCAGCUUAACGAUUGCGAGAAGGAACAGAUCUGCCUCCGAGAUGCAAUCCGGGUCCUCCUGGAGUUAGUGGACAACUCUGGCAUGCGCUUGCAACAACUCGAGGAUGGCACGAGCAUGAACGCCACGCAGCUGAGAACGUGCCUCCAGGAAAAGGAGAACAAGGAAAGGGAAAGUGCCGAAAUAGAGGAUGCAGCGAGAGCUAUCAAGAAACACCUUGAGCCUUUUGAGACGGUACAAAGUGUUAGCAAUAUAUCUCUUAACUAA